Messenger RNA from Seminavis robusta, 2016 nucleotides. NCBI's taxonomy places the organism in Eukaryota, Bacillariophyta, Bacillariophyceae, Naviculales, Naviculaceae. The record is from the annotation of a GenBank genome assembly.
AUGACCAGCAUUAGCACUAGGUGUAGUGCCGACAUGAGCCAAGAGCAUCAAAAUCUGGAGGAAAUGGAGGCUGGGAGUCAAGAAAUCAGCAUGAGAACCCGUGAUGACCAUGGCGGUACCGCGUCGGCGUUACGCGAGGAAGUGAUGGCAACGACGGCUUUCUGUAGUGCUUCACGUUGCGAUGAUGAUGAAGAUCACCAUGAUCAGGUAGAAGAAGAAGAACAGCUACGUUGUCAACAGCAACAAGCUGUAUCGUCAGCGGCAUCGUCGUACUGCGGCAGUGGCUUUUCCAGCUGCGACUCGUCGAUGGUGAACUCGACAGCGACGCCUCCUCUUCCUGAGAUUGAGUUCAACGAAGGUGGUGAGAACGCUGAUCAAAAUCAAGAUGAUGUACGACCCUCUCUGAUGCGACGAUCCAAUCACGAAGACUCGGACCUGAUGCUCAAAAUUGUCCACGAACGAUUGUCCUUGCAAGACAUGCUGCAAGUAGAAGAGCAAGCCGUAGCAGCUGCCACUUUGGCGUCCGUGGCGAAUCUUCCUCUUCCGCCUCCUCUUCCACCUCUGCCUCUUCCCCCAUCCGAGCUGACGUCGUAUCCAGCAAUGGCUCGUGCCGCGGCUUCCGCGAGUCAAUGCGGUGCAGAAGACAAUUAUUAUGUCGAUUGCAAACCAGGCCAACAUCGACCACCCAUCACGGCGGCAUCCGCUUCCAUGGUCGAUUCGUCCGACGCUACCAUCCAUAGCACUACUACUACACCCGCAGUAGCGCAUUCCAAGACAGUGGGUGCAUUUGCUUGCGCACCCAGUGGAAAUGAGACGGCUUCCACGUCCGAUCCUGAAAAUUCAACAGAUUUGACGCCCGACGAAGAAGUGGCAGUGAGAGCAGCCGCACGACGGGGCUUUUCAUCCAGCGUUUCCUCGUCCGUGGCUGCAUUGGCCAUUGCCGCCGAAGUUGCUCCGGAAAUGCUCGACUUGGAACGAACCAUUACCGAACGAGUGCGACGAGAAAUCUCGGAAGAAGUGAUCCGAAAUUCCUCUGCCGAUACCACGGUGAUUGCCGAAAUUGUGUCCCUCGAAGACGGGGAUCUGCUCCGUCAUCGUCGUCGCAAGAGUCGGAAAGAACGAAUAGCACAACAGAAACGAUUGAGGUGCCGAGCAGCGGCGGCAGUGCUGCUGCUGGUGACGAUGGUGGUGGCGGUCGUGGUCAUGGUGGCGUGUUUGAGUCGAAACAGUAAUGGUCCGGAGUCGGACGUUGACCCCAGCGGGUCCUUCCCCCCGGACACCACCGUACUCGCUCAUGUCCCACACACGAUUUGCUACGAACGAAUACCACUCUUGGGGCGCAGCGAAAUGUGUCCUCCCCAAGUCAACGGCAGCGGUGUCACCAACUUGAUUGCCACCUCUCGCUUAUGGAAUGUCCGAGAGGCCCAAAUCUCCAUUCUCAAUGCAGGAGAGGUACACAGCGAUCUCCCAGCGGGGAGCUUCACCAUGGGUCAGGCACGAAAAACGUUGCCCUACUUUGACAACGAGUUGGUCCUCAUUCACAUUAAGGGUGCCAAACUCAUUACCGCCAUGGAACGAGGGAUUCAAAAGUUGUUUGAUGACAAGGCUGCCGCCGGGACGCAUCUCAAUUCCACCACACCAUCCGGAGCGUAUCCCUACGGAGCCGGCAUUCGAUGGAAGGUCAACAUGACCCAGCCGUUCCCGCAUCGACUAUACGAUGUGCAGAUCAAUCCCCGACUCUCCUUUGAUUGGGAACCCAUCAACUUGCAUCAGAUCUAUCUCGUCGUGACCAAUUCCUAUCUACAGGCCGGUGGCGAUUCCUACCAUGAGUUUUCCUCUGCCGAAGACGAACACGUGAUUCAGACGGGCAAGUAUUCUCUCGAAUCGUUUGUGGAGUAUUGUGAAAUGCGGGGGGUCCUGUUGGAUCCACCGCACGACUACUACUCGACGCAAGAGUUCAUUCACAAUCCGGAUCUGUUUGAGAUUGGUGAAUGUUCCAACACGGAGGACUGUUAA